Eutrema salsugineum is the source of this 909-nucleotide messenger RNA. RefSeq names its product ATP synthase subunit d, mitochondrial. Gene Ontology annotation, biological process: proton motive force-driven ATP synthesis. The coding region runs from base 152 to 658 and encodes 168 amino acids. Lineage: Eukaryota; Viridiplantae; Streptophyta; Magnoliopsida; Brassicales; Brassicaceae. The record is from RefSeq and is a predicted model, not a curated record. The transcript is spliced from 5 exons. Gene Ontology annotation, molecular function: proton transmembrane transporter activity.
AGCCUUUUUAGGAUUCUAGGGCUUUCCCUUCAUUGGUCGGAUCGGACGACGUUUACAUCUUCUUCCUCUUUUACUUCAUCUUCUUCCUCCUCCUCUUCGCAUUCAUCAGUGUGUUUUUGGGGUGAAAUUGAGAAACAGUGAGAGAGAAAAAAUGAGCGGAGCUGGUAAGAAAAUCGCCGAUGUCGCUUUCAAAGCUUCGAGGACUAUAGAUUGGGACGGGAUGGCUAAGGUCCUUGUCACCGAUGAGGCUCGCAGAGAGUUCUCUAACCUCCGUCGUGCUUUCGAUGAGGUUAACACGCAGCUACAGACCAAGUUCAGUCAGGAACCUGAACCCAUUGAUUGGGAUUUCUACAGAAAGGGCAUUGGGUCUGGCAUAGUGGACAUGUACAAGGAAGCUUAUGACAGCGUUGAAAUUCCCAAGUUCGUGGACACUGUUACCCCUGAAUACAAGCCAAAGUUUGAUGCUUUGUUGGUGGAACUGAAAGAAGCAGAACAGAAAUCGCUCAAGGAAUCUGAACGGCUGGAGAAAGAAAUUGCUGAUGUCCAAGAGAUAAGCAAAAAGCUGAGCACCAUGACUGCAGAUGAGUACUUUGAGAAGCACCCAGAGCUCAAAAAGAAGUUUGAUGACGAAAUCCGUAACGACUACUGGGGAUACUGAUCAAUGUUUUCUGUGUAUCUCCGGCAUGGAAAAAAGAAACUUUCCUUCUCUUUCUCUUUUACUGUGAUUUUGUGAGCCAAUCAUAACAAUAAUAAGUACACCAUUCACUUAAGCAGUGUUGAGAUCUUCAUUGGAGACCCAAUGAGACAAUGACGAUAAAAACCCUUUUGGAUUUAGUUAUCAAUUUCAUAAAUUGUUUCGUUUUUCGUUCUAAAAGGAAUAAUAAGAGUGAUUACAUCUCUUGUUCAUUA